GCUGUCGCUGAUAUGGUGUUUGAUAAACUGAAAGAUGAGUGGAAUUCACUUCAGGAAGAAAAUGAUAUGCUAAAAUCCCAGAUAGUUGACUUACAGCGGGAAAAUACCAUGAUUGAACAACGAUUGAACUUACUUGAUCAACAAAGUAAAUGCAAAACUCUGAGACUGUUGGGGCUGGAAGAUAAACGUGGAGAAAAUCUAGCCGAAACUUUAAAAAGAACUUUAAAUAGUAAUCUCAGUCUACAACAAGACGACUUGCAGAUCGAGCAUUGUUACCGGCUCAAGAAUAAAUCCGAUAAACCAAAUUCUACUGGAGCAGUAUUAAUUCACUUUUCAUCUAUGAAGUCACGUGAUGAAGUAUAUAAAAACAAGAGCAAGUUGAGGGGAUCAAAGUUGAUACUAACCGAAAAUCUUACAAGUCAUAACUACGCUCUGCUCAAAAAAUGUACAUCGAAGCUGGGAACUCGGAAUGUUUGGACUUGGAACGGCAGUAUUUACACAAGAAUGGGAACAACAAGAAAACUCAUACGAUGCGAAGCAGAUCUGGAUGGUAUAGCAGGAGCGGAGAGGCCGGCUACUUCAUUGGAGAAUAAGGGAAGGCCCAAGAGGAGAACACGAAAAUAAGAAUGAAGCACUGUCGAUUCAAUGGUUGAGUGGAUCAGGGAGUCUCCUAGGGGACUCAUCUGGACUUCGCCAUAUUUCUUGCUCAACACGUAUAUCAAUUGUAUUUUUGUUUGUUUUUCUCUAAUUGAUGUAAGUUUAGUUGGAAAUAAAGACAAUAUACAUACAUACAUACA
Messenger RNA from Harmonia axyridis, 797 nucleotides. RefSeq lists its product as uncharacterized. The record is from RefSeq and is a predicted model, not a curated record. NCBI's taxonomy places the organism in Eukaryota, Metazoa, Arthropoda, Insecta, Coleoptera, Coccinellidae. Bases 13 to 624 code for a protein of 203 amino acids. The transcript has 2 exons.